Molecule: messenger RNA, 876 nt
Organism: Acanthosepion pharaonis
Lineage: Eukaryota; Metazoa; Mollusca; Cephalopoda; Sepiida; Sepiidae
Source: the annotation of a GenBank genome assembly
AUGGACGCUGAACUGAGAUCUCGCACGCAAGAGGAGAGACUACAACGAGAACUCGAAGUGAAAAUUUCUAUUUUAGAUAAGCAGAAAAGAGUUGUGUUCGAAGGACUAAACAGAGAACAACAAAAAUGGCGGCGGCAUUUCCUUCGUUAUCAACUGCAGCUGGAGAUGAACGCCGCCAGUAAACUUGGCGAUAUUAAAGGGCAAGAACUCUUCCACCAAUUGUCGAAACUUUCACGAAAUAUUUCUCAAAAAGCUGAACAUGAAAUUGUGGCAUUUUUGAAAAAAAUGCGCGGAGCUGACGGGACGCAACGAUUGAGGCGUUUGCGAGGAUUUAAAUUUGAUAAUAACUCCUUAAUUAAUAAAAAAGCUGGGUCUCGUUCAUUACAACCAUUAUUAUCUGUGCUGAACUGGACUGAAGCCGAUCAAAAUGGAGGCAAGAACAAAUAUCUUCGCUCAAAUAUUGGGAAUAAUUUGAACUGGACUGUCCCAAGUCAACCUGAAUCAGAUGAUUACGUCAAUACAUGCGUCAAUCAAACUCAUGUGACAUUGAGCGUCUGUGAAUUUGGAGAAUUUAAUAAUAUUCCAAUGAAUUUAUUGACAUCGAAGAACGAUGCUUCUAAGGAAAAGCAAUUACCACCAGCCGACUUUUUACCAGCUGCAAAAGCUGAACACGCUCUUCAGAUCCUCACUCCACCUUUGAUUCAUCCUUCCUCGUCUCAGUCAACGAUACCGCACCCUUUACCACUUCUGCUUUCAACCCAAUCCCGUUUGACUCAUUCAGUACCCCAGAAUAACAUUGUGCUUGCAACACAAGAAUUUCGAAAAAUCCGCUCGCGUGACUAUCCUCACCAACCCGAUUACAGAACCGGAAAUUAG